This is a messenger RNA of Phytophthora nicotianae INRA-310, 4178 nucleotides long. RefSeq lists its product as hypothetical. Bases 495 to 3845 code for a protein of 1116 amino acids. The transcript has a single exon. Gene Ontology annotation, cellular component: SAGA complex. Gene Ontology annotation, biological process: regulation of transcription by RNA polymerase II. Gene Ontology annotation, molecular function: protein binding; transcription coregulator activity. The record is from RefSeq and is a predicted model, not a curated record. Lineage: Eukaryota; Oomycota; Peronosporomycetes; Peronosporales; Peronosporaceae.
CGUACAAGGUGGAGUGAUACACUGGCAUUGUGUAGCGUAUGUAUCACUCCAGUCCUUCAACCAAGUGCGUCGGUUGCAUAGCCAGUUUGUGAUUGGUGAACUGAGGUCCCAUACAAACACCAAGACUAACCUCUCAUCACCCUCUUCCUCAGCAACAACGCGGCAAGACAACCAGUUAAGGAACUGAGCUCCGCACUCGCUACUCUCCAGGCAUCUCCAGCCUCCGACACUCUGUGCUGCUGGUCUGUUCGCCCCUAUUCGCUUCGGCCGCAUAACUUUAGAGCUGCCCACGGCCGCAGACAGGCCAUCGAGCUGUUCUUCUCCCGUGUGGAGAGAUCGUACUUAGUGCGCCGUCGGGUCGUCGCCAAGACAGUCAGAGCAAGAACGCGCCGCGUACGAGGAGCGUGAGGGACUCCCAGCCUGACCGGGCACUGCGAGGAGGGGCUUAGCUGGACGACGACCGGGCGACGACGAAGACGCUCGCGACGUCGGCCAUGAAGAAGAUGUCCCGUAAAAACUUUCGCGGGGGUCCGCUGUUCUCCAGUAAGUCGAGCAGCUCAGCAGCGUCGCACGGCCCCAGCAGCUCGUCCCCCGGCAUGAACGGCGCGAGCGCUAGUGGCAUCAUGCGCCGUGCCACGUGGGCCGACAAGAUCAGAGACAAAUUGCCGCCUUUGGGCGAGAAUGAGUACGAAGUGCUGUGGGAACGCGGCGUACUGGGUGUGAUCUUCCUCGAGUCGGAGAAGGACGGCAUCCCGUAUGUAUCUAAAGCCACGGAGUCGUGUAUUUCCCCCGCUGUGAGCCAGGGAGACAUCCUGAAGUACGUGAACGUUGUGCGCUCCAAAGACCACUCGUUCUCGGACUUUUUCAAGAUUCUGGCGACCAUGAAGAAGCCCGUACUGCUGCGUUUCGAGCGCAUUUCAGCCAGCACUCCGUCGUCCGAUGAGGACGAGGCCUCGCAGCUCUUUGGCGUGCCUCGCUCCAGCUCCACGAACGCCGUGAACAGUGCCAGUCAGUAUGCGAGACAGAAUGUACCUAAUCCGGAUGAGGGGGACCCCACGGGCAAGUUCCAGAGAGCCAAUUCCGUGCCGCAGAAGGACCAGAAGCCGCCUAAAGCUACAAGAGGAGCGUUCUGGCGCGCACCGUCGGCUAAAGACUCGGUGGGGCCAGGAAACCCUGCGCAAUCGGUUGGACCGAACGGUUUGAACGGGGGAAAUGACCGUAUGGGCGCUUCACAAGCCCAUCGACGUGCUCCGAGCAAUAGAGACCACCAGGUAUCGCCACGAGACGCUGUAGUUGCUAACGGGACGAGGGAACACUCUUCCAAUUCGCCUCUGGGGCCUCAUGAGUAUCAGGUAUACUGGGAAACUGGCUCAUUGGGUCUGUUCUUUGGAGAGGAUCGAGCAACGAACUUGCCGGUCGUGACUCGGUCCACUCCGAGCGCCAAUCCGGUGGUGCGACGUGCUGUUGCUGUCAACGACACGCUCGUGUCGGCUAACGGCAUCAAGUCGGCUGACUAUACGUUCGAGGCGUUCUUUGGUCGACUGCAGCAGAUGAACAAGCCAGUGCGACUAGUGUUUAGACGAAGGCAACCUCAUGAACAAGUCGUUAUUGUAAAGCAAGGAGAGCAGCAGCAACAGCAGAGACAACAACAGCAGCAAUUGCAGCAGCAGCUCCAACAACGUCAACAGGAGAUGCGAGAGCAACAGGAAAUGCGGGAACAGGAGCAGAAGCGGGAACUACUCAAGAUCCGUGAACAGCAGCAGCGUGAGCAGCAGCAACGUGAACAACAGCAACGUGAACAACAGCACCGUGAGCAGCAGCAACGAGAGCAGCAACAGCGAGAGCUUCGUGAAAAGCAGCAGCGUGAACAACAGUUACGUGAAAAGCAGCUUCGUGAACAACAGCUACGUGAACAGCAAGAACGAGAGAAGCAGUUACGAGAGCAGCAAGAGCGAGAACAGCAGCAACGCGAGGAGCAGCGGCGCCAGCAGGAAGCAGCGUCACGGAACCGGACACCGUCAGUUACGAUUGACACGUCGUCAGCGUCACCGGCUGAGAGCAGGGCUCUUCAGCGCAAUCGAACACCCAGUCCGACCGUGAAGCGUGCAUCCACUCCACCUCCUCGUCCGCCGUCGCCUCAAGUUCGGCUUGAAUCCACUGAUAACCAUCGUGAUCACCGUCAUGCAGACAGAGCGAGCAUGCGAACGCCUCCUCCGAUCUCCCCGGUAAUACCGGGCAAGACGGCAGAAAGUGUCCCCAGUACCAAUUAUGAAAUGUCGCCGAAGGCCAAUAUGUCGCCCAUGGUGCGGAGUUCACCGAGAGUGGAUAAGUUCGACAAUUCGCCGAGUGCUUCACCACAUAUCGGCAGCUCGCCCAAGGUGAGCAGCUCUCCAUUGGUAUCACCAGUCUCACCAUUUGUAGCAACCAAAAUUGCCAAUGAAACAAGCAAUCCCGCUUCAUCACCCGUUGCACAAGAGCAAGGCAAUUCUACUGCUCACUCUUUAGUGGAGGAAGAAGCGAACGCCUCGUCAUUAAAGGAGAGUCGCCACAUUUUUGAAAAAUCUCAUGGUAGACGGAGCCGGGACAGCAGCGAGGAGCAGCGGAAACAUCAAACAGCAACAAUCCCUGUGCACGAUGAGGAGCCAGUGCUGUCACCCGUCAGUAAGACGACGCAUCUGUCCCCUACUGAGCCGUGGGAUUUACCUGAGCACAUCCCGUCACCGACGAUUAAGGCGGAAUCAUUUGAAGUAGAUGAAGACGACGAUAUUGACGUGGGUGUCCCUGUGUCACCUAGCUCAGAAUCCCAUCUGGAUGAUGUUGCUAUGGCUGAAGAAGCCGAGUUAGCACAAGAAGUGGAACUGGACGAGGCCGAGGCAGCAGAGUUGGUUGAAGAGGCUGAGAUCGCUGGAGAAGCAGAAUUGGCUGAAGAGGCUGAGCUUGCUGAAGAAGUUGAAGAACCAGAGCCAACAAUACCAUCACAUCCCGUGAUUAACUCGUCAGAAGAAGACGUUGAGGUCGGUAUGCUUGCUGACGUGGAGGUGGGGAUUGCUGUUGAGGAGACCCAGUCUGAAGUUGUGGAGGCCAGUACCUCAGAGAAUGACCAGAACCCAUGGGAUCUCGAGCCGGAAUCGAAGACACACCACCAAGACAGCAAGACUUCAUCUUCUACCACCGAAAGCUCGUCAAUUGAAAGUGUUGUAGACACCUCCAAGGUCGACUUUGCCGACGCACCUGAGCCCUCAGAUGAGUUUGCAACUGACCCGGAUAUUUCCAGUGACAUCGAUAUCGUGGAUGGUGACAUUAUGAUGCAGGAAGCCCCGAAGGAUAAAGUGGAAGCCAAUCCGCCGAAGCCAAGCAAGUCGUCUUUGAACGCCAAUUUGGCCAAGUAUAAGAAGAAGGGCAAGACUGCUCGUGGUGUCAUCAAAUUGCCUGCACUGACUGAAGAGGAGGCACUAACGGUUCCUCUAGUCGCGCCUAAUGCCGUGAACACGACUGUCCAAGUACGUGGCCGACCGAAGCCCAAGUUCACGAUGGCGGACACUCCUGACAGUACGACGUAUCUAAUCAAGUGGAAAGAGAACCGCAGUAUCGGCUUGCAGCUCAAGGAAGUGCGGUUUGCGAAGGGUACAUAUCCACUAGUGACGGACGUAUGUCAGGAGCCAUGCUGCGAGCUGCUGCGGCAUAUUUGUGUGGGCGACGUGAUCAUCGAGAUCAAUGGACGCAACACAUCAACGAUGGGGGUGAAGAAGACUGUCAAUUUCCUAAAGACGUGCACCAAGACGACUCUGAUGAAGAUCCGGCACGGCCCAGGGUUCGUCAACCAGCGCGUGAGUGCGACAGUAUGACUGUAGCUGUAAUGUACGAUCAAUUCCGCGAGCACGACUAGCUGGCGCCUUCAGCUCUCGCCAGGACCAAACCGGGAUGCGAGCGACCGCUUCCCGCUACAUUGCUUUAUUUUUCCUUUUUAGUUUUUUCUUACCUCUCAGUGUCAGUGAAGUGCUCAGUGUUGGAGAGGACAAUUAGACAUGAUUUUUGGCUUGCAGCGUUAAGAGGAGCAAAGGCGCUGGCACGACAAUGAACAAACAUGAACAUGCUUAUCUCGAGUUGCACUGUUGCCUUGACUCUUGAGUCAGGUCAGGGUCAGGUCACCUGACCGACAGUCCCGUGUUCGUCCCGCC